CUGCUGUGAGGCUGGAGUGGAGUGGAGGUGACACGUAAGUCGGGAGAUUGGGAAAAAGGCCUGGAACUUUUCUGUGGCGUGGAGUUAAAGACAAAACAAUACUUUUUGUUACAGAGCUGUGUUUCAGUAUACGGUUUGCUGCAACCUGACAGACUAUAAAGCGGUGCACGGUUUCUGGCAACAUUUUAACUUCAUUCCCAGAAUUAGAUCGGAGACUUUUGUUUUGAUUGAACUUUGCAACUAGUAACCUGGAACGGAUUUUCAGCGUCAGAAACAGUUAACGUUGCAAAGUGAUUGCUGCUGCAGCCUGAUAUGCUGUUGAUUCAUUCAAAAUAAACAUUGAAUUGAAGGGGGGAAACCGUGAACUCUUCGCUUUGGAGCCGUCAAGUAGACGUUCUGCAGGAAAGAAAGGAAGGAAUAUGGGAAAUAGUAUGUGUUCCCGGAGGCAGAAAAAGAUUUUCCAAACUUUGUUCUUUCUUACGAUAGUUUUUGGGUUUCUUUAUGGGUUAUUGUUAUACUAUGAAAUGCAUAACCAGUUAAAGAAGGCGGAAACUCUGGCAUCGAAGUACCAGCAGCAUCAGGAGGCUUUAUCUGCACAGUUGCAAGUUGUUUAUGAACAUAGAUCAAGAUUAGAAAAAUCACUACAAAAAGAAAGAAAUGAACACAAAAAAGCUAAAGAAGAUUAUUUGGUUUACAAGUUAGAAGCACAAGAAGCCUUGAACAAAGAAAAGCAAGAUUCCGGUAACCGAUACAGUGCACUGAGUGUACAACACAAAAUGCUGAAGAAUCAACAUGAAGAUCUGAGAAAGCAAUACACUGACCUACAUGGAGAACAUCAGAGACUUGGAGAGGACCACAAUAGAGCAAUGAAUGAGCAUAGCCGGCGAUACCUGACCCUACAGCAAGAGAAGGAACAGGAGAUUGCUCAACUGAAAGAGAAUAUUUAUAAUCUACUUGAAGAGAACAAAAAAUUGAGGAAGGCCCACCAGGAUGUCCAUGUUCAACUCCAGGAUGUGAGGCAAUUGCAUAAGAAUUUAUUAUUGCAACAUGAUCAGCUGCAGGUGACUUUAGAAGACCACAAGAACUCGCUAUCGGCUGCCCAGGCUCAGGUAGAAGAAUACAAACAGCUCAGAGAAACCUUAAACAAAAUGCCCAGCCUAAGACAAACAGAACAAAGGCCACCUCUCAAUGCAGAGAAAUCACAGCAAGGUGUUGCUGAGCCCUUACAAUAUCACAACAAGCUGGGAGCACGAGAUCAGAUACCAUAUAGAAGUGAAGGUAACCAGCAUGAUGAGAAAAAAGAUGUGCAGCAACAUAUUAAGCCAAUGACAGGGGAGAAUGAUGACACUAAAAUAAGAGAAGAUAAUGAAGGAGUACCAGGGAAGCAAUAUGCUCAACUUGAAAACUGGCAAAGGAAUGAACAUUCAGAUUUGGAAAAACGUGAGUAUGAACCACAGGAGCAUCACCAUGAGUGGGAACAGGAAGAGAAAGAAGAUCAUACAGUGGAGCAGACAGAGUUACAUAGGCAACAUCAUGGGGAAGAAGAAGCUGAACAUAAUCUGAUUGAACAUCAGGACAAUGAAAAUUACCGUACAGAGGAACAGAAUCUUGCUAGAAGCAGCCCUACUGAGAUUAAAAUGAAGACGUAUAAAUCACCAUAUGAGGAACAGUUGGAACAGCAGCAUCUGGCAGAGCUACGGGCAGAAGAAUCACGCAAACUUAAAGAAAGACAGGAUGCACUGCACCAACAGAGACUGAGGGAAUACAUGGAUCGGCAGGAACGCCUCCAGCAAGAAGCAGUACGGAAAGAAGAGUUGCUACGACAAGAGCAAUUAAGGCAAAGGGCGGAUUUUAAUAAUGAUGAAGCUACUGAAGGUGAUGAUGAGCGAGAUGUGCGUGAAGAGGAAGAAGAGGUUGAAGAUGAGAACAAUCCACAUGAGGAAGCUGAAGAUGAGGACCCAGAAAUAGUAAAUGAAGAUCAUCACACAGAACACGAGUCCAUCAACCAGCAGAUUGGUGGAAAUCCUGAUCAACAAGAGGAUAAUCUAGAUGAACAGUACCAGGAUGAGGGAGAGGAAGAGGUUGAUGAGAAGGAAAGGGAGCCUAACGAGCAGGAAGAAGAGGCAGUAGCUGACGAUACCAACCAGGAAGGGGAGAAUGAGGAUGAAAAUUAUGAAGAGGAAGAAGAUGAAGAAGAAAGAGAUGUCCCUGCUGCAAAGACAAAUCGGCGGGCAGAAAUGUGACAUUUUUAUAAUUAGCUUUUUAUUAUUUUUGUUUUAUUGCCUAAUUUGAAUUGAUCAACCUGCAAUCUUUUAUAGAUACUUCCAGGUAAAUAUAUUUAAUAUAGUGUUUUUCAGGUUAAUUUAAAUUUGGACAUAUUUAAAGGUAAUGUAUUAAAACCCUUCAAAGGUAUCUGCUUUCUUAUUUGUAAUUUAUAAUAAAUUCAGUAUGAAAGAAUCAUCCACAAAAAGUUCAUAGUAAACUGUUUUUAAAUGUUAAGAUGUUCAGUCAUACUUGUUUGAGGUUUUCUUAUACGUACCUCAUAUGAAAGUAAUUAUUUCGAUGCAAAGUCAAUUGUAACUUAAACAAUUCUUAAAAAUUUCUGAAGUUCAUCAAAACCUAUUUUCUAACAAGUGAUAUUUAUCAUCAAUAUGAUUAGGUAUUAAUUUGUAAACAUAACUGAUCAUGUAUUAAGCACUGCUGUUAUGCAUUGCAAAUUGGGUAGGCCAUGACUUUGUGCAAUAGUGUAAAAUGAGUGAGGGCAAGUCAGCAGUCAAUUUACAUCUCUCCUGAUUUUAAUUUCCAUUGGCUCGAAUUGCCCAUUUUAUACUUUCACGCAAAGUCAAGAUCUACCCCACUGUAAUCCCAACUGCUUGUCGAAGUUAAAUUUGUUCUCAGUUUCAUAACAAAAUGUACUUCAUAAAGAACUGUUCUUUUUGUAGUACACUUAGUAAUUUUUCCAGUAUUACCGUAUCCAGUACCGUUAAGUUAUGUUGAGUUCUGAAGAAGUCAUAUUGGACUUGAAACGUUAACUCUGUUUCUCUCUCCACAGACGCUGCCAGGCCUGCUGAGUUUUUCCAGCACUUCCUGUUUUUAUUUCAGAUCUCCAGCACCUGUAGCAUUUUGCUUUUAUUAAACCAUUAUGUUAUUGAGUGGUAGUCUGUUCAAAGGAUAUUGAGUAAAUUUUUUCUGUGUAAUAGGGAGACUCAAUAUAGAAAGAAUUCAUUUGUGCUUAAUGAAUUACUGUUUAUAUUUUUGUCCUUUUGUUUUCUGAAGGAAAAGUAUAUUGUAUUUAAAACUGUUUUAAAACCUAUUGCAUUGAAAUGACAAUCAAACAAGUAAGAAAGCCCAUAAAGAUAUAAGCAGAUAAACAGUUACUAGUUUGGUUAUUCUAUAAAUGUCCUUAACUUUCUUCUUGUUCAUGAGCAAGUAAAUUGGUGCAAUUUAAAUUUAAUCUUUCAUUUGUGACCAUAUGGUAGUUUGCAAAUUGUGAGAAUAAAAGGGUAUGUAAAGAACCAUAUAGCGCCUACUCCAUGAGAUUGACCAAUCUGCACAUAUGAUAUGGUGCUGAUAUUUUAAUAAUUGUGAUGCAUUAAAAUUUAAAGCUUUAAAAUUAAAUACAUAAGUCAUCAUGACUCUUUUAAUGUCAAGAUGACUGAAUUUCUAUAAAGGCAAAAGGUUAGCUUUUUCUAAAGAGUUUUUAGUCAACAUUGUAAGAUGUUGUAUAGUGCAUCUGAGUCAACUAAUAUUUGUGUCAUUGAAGCAAAGGAAUGCUGAUUUUCAAUAUCAAGUUUAUAAGUACAAUUGAAUAGUUACAUCGUGCCUAGUAUUACAACAUUAAAACAGGGCAUUCGAGCCAACAUAUCCAUGUGUUUAUACUUCACAUGAGCCUCCUCUCAUCUUCAUUAAACCAAUCAACUUAUUCUUGCAUUCCUUUCUCCAUCCUGUGUUUAUGUAGUUUCCCCUUAAAUGCAUCCUUGCACUUCACUCAACCAUAUCAUGUAUUAGCAAGUUCCACAUUAUAAUCACUCUCUAGGUAAAGAAAUUCCUCCCGAAUUCCUUUUUGGAUUUAUUGUCUAUCUGAAUUUUAUGGUUCUUAGUUCUGGUCUGUCCCACACAAGUGAAGACAUGUAUAUAUCUACCCUAUCAAUCCCUUUCAUAACCUUAAAGAACUCUAACAGGCCACUCCUCAGUCUUCUCUUUUCAAGAGAAAACAUCCCAACCUGUUUGCUCUUUUCCAAUUGGUAUAAACGCUCAGUUCUGGUAUCAUUCUAAUAAAUCUCUUUUGCACCUGCUCCAAUGCCUCUAUAUUCUUUUCAUAUUAUUGAGACAUGAACUGUUCACACUACUCCAUGUGGUCUAACCAAGGUUGUAUACAAACUUAACAUAACUUCUGUGCUUUUCAAUUCUACUGUGCUAGAAAUGAACCCAAACACUUUGCUUUUGUGUGGCCUUGUUAACCUGCAUUACUAUUUAGUGAUUUGUGAAACUGCACCCACCACGUCCCAGAUCUCUCUGUUCCUCUACCCCAUUUAGGCACUUAUUUUCCAAAGAGAAUAUAACUUCACUAAUCUUCCUAACAAAAUAUAUCGCCUCACAUUUAGUCAUAUUGAAGUUCAUUUGCCAAUUGUAUGCCCAUUCUUCGAGUUUAUUAAUGUUUUCCUGUAUUUUGCUGCAGUCCUCCUUUGAAUUAAGUACACCUCUCAAUUUGAUGUCUUGCACAAAUUUUUAAAUUCCCAAGUUCAAAUCAUCCUUGCAAAUGUUGACAAUUAGUGGUCCCAGCACUGAUCCUUAUAAAAUACCAUUUUCCACAUUUUGUAAGUCUGAAAAACCACAUAUAACCCCUGCAUUUGUUUUGUCACCAGCAUGCUAUCCAUUCUGGUACUUGUUUUCUGAUGUGCCUUCUGACCAUAUUCAUGAGUCUUGGUAUCUUAUUGAAGGGCCUUCUGGAAAUCCAUUCAUAUUACAUUUACUAUAUACCCCUUAUCUAUUAUUUCUCUUACUUUUCAAAGAAUUCAAUAAGGUUGGUCCAACAUAACUAUCCCUUUGAAAAUCCAGGCUGACAACUCUUAUUAUGUUUUCAUUUUCUAGGUGUUUUUCUGCCCUAUCUUUGAGUAAGGGUCCCAUUAUCUUUCCUGCCACUGACGUUAAGCUAAUAUAUUUCCUCGGACUUGUUCUGUCUCCCUUUUAAGCAAACACUUUUUAAAUCAAAUCAGUUUUGAAGUAAAAUGGUAGUGACAUAUAACCAUUUUGCUUGGAAUAGUAAAGAGAACAUUGUUUUUGAGAUGUUAAUUUACUUUAAGGGCACAAUAGGACAGUUAUUGCUCUAUUGUAACAUGCGGGAAUUUAACAUUUCUGUAUGGUAUUCACAUGUGGUUGGUUGGCUAUGUUAUUUUCACAUUGCCUGAACACUUUUUAAAUAAUAGUCGUAGAACUAGCUUGAUACUCUACCUGUUAAUAAAUAACUUCAAUAUUUUAGUAUGUUACCAAAGUGUAUAAUGCUGUUAUAAGAAAAAUAUGCAAACAUUUCUAAUCAAACUCAAGCAUAGAUGUCCAUUCAUGUGUUGUUUUUUAUGAGUUUUUUUGAUGGGGUGGGGUGAUUAUGCAAACAGCUUUUCAGGAUAGAUUUUUGCCAGGAUUUGUUGUCAGCAAUAUUCAUGUAGCCAGGUACAUGUGAGAGCUCCUGUUUACUGAACUUUAUUUCAGUGUAAAGUGUAUAUUAUGUAAAUACUAAUGCUGAUCAACAAAAAAUAAAGACUAUAUAGUAAAAUACAAUGAUUUCUAAAGAAAAUUAAAUGAUUAUCUGAAAUUAUUUGCCAUCAUUAAACUGUGUGAUUGUC
This is a messenger RNA of Carcharodon carcharias (great white shark), 5840 nucleotides long. RefSeq names its product golgi integral membrane protein 4a (gene golim4a). The coding region runs from base 420 to 2243 and encodes 607 amino acids. NCBI's taxonomy places the organism in Eukaryota, Metazoa, Chordata, Chondrichthyes, Lamniformes, Lamnidae. The record is from RefSeq and is a predicted model, not a curated record. The transcript has 14 exons. Gene Ontology annotation, cellular component: Golgi membrane; Golgi apparatus.